Messenger RNA from Phanerochaete carnosa HHB-10118-sp, 1692 nucleotides. RefSeq lists its product as uncharacterized. The record is from RefSeq and is a predicted model, not a curated record. Gene Ontology annotation, molecular function: protein binding. Lineage: Eukaryota; Fungi; Basidiomycota; Agaricomycetes; Polyporales; Phanerochaetaceae. The transcript has 4 exons. Bases 1 to 1692 code for a protein of 563 amino acids.
AUGCGUCGGGACACUGAGACGUCGCUUAUCCGGGCUUUGUCUCCGUCGCUCGCUGCUAAUAUGGUCUUGGACAGCUUGCCCACAGAACUCCUGCUUCAUGUAUUUUCAUUUCUUUCCGUAAGAGAUAUUCUGAGUCUAAGACAGACGUCCAAAAUCCUCUGUGGAGUUACCCAAGAGCGCAGCGUCUGGUUCGACGCAUUGCACAGCCAUGUUAUUGAUCAGAUGGUUCCUGCACAUCAUAUCGGAGGUCGAGAUAAAAUGUCUCUCUCGUCCGCGGAUCUCGAAGAGGCUACUAUCCACGCCCUCAAGGCUCGAGAGAGCUGGACUUCGGACAGUCCUCAGGCGACCAAGCACCUCGAAGUGAAAAUCGCUACACCAGAAAGCAGGUGUUACGCCCGUACAUAUGCUGCCUACUUCCUGCCAGGCGUGGACAAUCGUUAUCUGAUCACCUUGACCCGACUGGAGCUUACACCUCGAGAGUACAUCAUACAGUGCUGGGACCUGCAGCAGUCACAUAUCCCACACGUUGCGCGUUACAGCUCAACUGCUCUUCGUGGUGUUCAAGUCAAUACAGAACCUGGGCAUCCAGUUGUACUGACCAUAACAUCUGGCGUGCCGGAAAUCGGAAUCACCACUUCUGCUUGUGGGAUAGACUUUUCCAAGGAUACAAACGAUGCCUUCCAUGUGCAUCAAUUCUUCGAGAGCUUGGGGCUCACGCUAAAGCUCGAAGGCUCCACCUUCUUCGCCACGGACGACACCAAUCGGAUCACCGCGUACAGUGUAGAGACAGGCGGUGUCCUGUACAUCUUGCGUGUCCCUCUAGUGCAUAGUGAUCAGACGAUAUUUCUUGAAGAGCACAGAUGUUUUUCAAUGCAGAUAGUAGGCGACUUCAUCUUAACAUUUUGUCAGCAGUGGACGCAUCUAUAUGCUCUUCCUCCACAAGAUCUGAUGGGGCUCUCUUCUGACGGCAGAGCGAUCGAGCUCGACCCGGCAGCCAAGCACCGCUGGCGCUUUCGCAUCGACACGCUGAAGUCCAUGCCUAUGUACCCUCACCCUUUAGCAGCGCAACUUCGCCCUGCACAGUCUACAGCCGCAAGCCUGUAUCCACCCAUCUACAUUCUUCUCCGCUUCGAUAGCUGGUACCCCUGGCCCGUCAACAUCCUGCAUUUCUUCAUCCUGCCCCCAAAUCCCGCCUUCUGCGCCUCGUCGUACACGCGCCCGCGCCCGGGCAGCCCUCCGCCCGCCGAGCUGCCAUACCUGCACACCUCGCAUCCUGGAGGCCCGGCGCUCAAGCCGUAUAUCGCGGACUCGGUGCCGUCGCCAAUUCGCAUCUUCACGCCGUCGGACGCCGUGCUCGGCCGGUACGGCACCGCGCUCUGGCUCGACGCGCAGACGGACCUGCCCUCGCAGGUGGGCGACCGCGGCCAGCGUGUCGCGGGAAAGGUCCUCCGGUACGUCCCGCCGCCGGCUGAGGAGAACCAGGAGCCGCGGCACGCCGUUAACCUCGACGUGCAAAUGAACGAGGCGUCCGCUGAUCGAGCGGACGCGGAGCACUCAAAGACGACGCAGCCAUCGCUGUUCCACCUGCAGGAGGAGGCGGAAAACUGGACGAGGCUGGCGGUGUGCGAUGACGAGGCGCGCAUUGCGGUCUGUUGUGUGGAUGGCAGGGUGAUGGUAUAUGAUUAUACAUAA